Molecule: messenger RNA, 4750 nt
Organism: Pectinophora gossypiella (pink bollworm)
Lineage: Eukaryota; Metazoa; Arthropoda; Insecta; Lepidoptera; Gelechiidae
Gene: Rgl
Product: ral guanine nucleotide dissociation stimulator
Exons: 7
Coding region: 626-2761 (711 amino acids)
Biological process (GO): Ras protein signal transduction; positive regulation of GTPase activity
Cellular component (GO): plasma membrane
Molecular function (GO): guanyl-nucleotide exchange factor activity
Source: RefSeq, a predicted model, not a curated record
CGCCCGCGCACCACAGCCACCGCGUUUUUAUUCUUUCGCAAUCAUAUUUUUCAAAAUAUUCACAAAUAAUCAAAAACACUUUAAUACCGUGCAUCUUCCUAUAUCCAUCCAUCACGUAAUAGCUAUGAGAACAUAAGGAACACACGUGUUUUCCAGUGUGAAAGUUGAUAGUGCACCGAUUAUGUGAUAUUGAUGUAAUAUGCAAAUUCGUUUCAUAACGAUUGCAGUGAAAAUAGUGGUUUGAAUAACUGAGGUUAAUAGACCGAGCAGCGUGUUGAAUUCAUUUAGAAAGCAUUAAUUAGGAACGGUUUUCAUUGUCUGGUAAAACGCUGCCUUUUGACAAAGUUAUACUUUUCUACGGUUGUGCUAAACGCCAGGACAUACUUAGUUACCAGAAAGUGGUGCUGAGGCGGAUGCCUGCAAGUGUGCCGUGUAGCGAUUUCACCGCGUCACGCGCGCUCGCAUACUAGUACUCGAGUCAGAUCGAUCCAAUUGCAGGAAUCAUUCGAUUUACAUGCGAAUGUGAUGCGUGGUGUUGGUGCGGUAGUGAAAGUGAUGCCGUGAUGGUAGCGAUAAACGUGGUUGAGAGCCUGAGCGGCGGAGUGCGACGGUGACGUCAUGGGCCAUGUGGAGGAUCUGCGGCGUCAGUAAGGCCCAACCCGUGCUGUUCGCUGAUAACGUCGACGAUGAUUAUCAGCCGACAUGGCGGUUGUGGGGCGAGGAGCGCGUCGACGGCGCCAUCUACACCGUCUACCUCAAGAAGGUGCGCUACCACCGACCCACGCGCAGCGCUUCCAGUGAGUCAGACGACGAGAUAUCCCACCUGGAGUGGGAGACGGUGCGCGUGCGCUUCGUGAAAGCGGGCACGGUGGAGCGGCUGGUGGAGGCGCUGGCUACUGACGACGGCGAGCUCGAGUCCACUUACGUCAAUGUCUUUCUCGCCACAUACCGUUCAUUUGCGGAGUGUGGGCGAGUGCUGGACCUGCUCCUGCGCCGCUAUGAGGCUCUGGCCGCGGAGGAGGUCGUGCCCUCAGCUGUCGAUACCUCGCAACAACACCGAAAGACUCUGGUGGCAUGUCUGCACGUGUGGCUGGACACGUAUCCGGAGGACUUUCGGCAGCCGCCGCACCACCCCGCGCUGCAGCAGCUCCUCGCCUUCACACAGCUCCAUCUGCCUGGAUCCGAGCUACACUCGAAGGUGUUACAGAAGCUAGCUAUAUUCAGCGCGGAACGCAACGGCAUGUCUGGCGGCGGCGGCGGCGUGUGCCUGGCGGCGGGAAUGCGGCUGUCCGCGCACCACACCAGCACGUACCGCCUGCCGCACGUGCCGCACCGACACUUCGCCGAACAGCUCACCCGCAUGGACAUGGAGCUCUUCAAGAAGCUCGUCCCACACCAGUGCCUCGGCGCCGUCUGGUCCCGCCGCGACAAGGAUCGCUCCCACGACGCCGCCACCGUCCUCGCCACCGUUAACCAGUUCAACGCGGUCUCCUUCCGAGUCAUAUCCACUGUGCUCGUCGAACCCAAUCUCAGGCCGAUGGAGCGAGCCGACAUCCUCGCCGCGUGGCUUGAUAUCGCACGGGAAUUAAGGGUCCUCAAAAACUUCUCAUCGCUGAAAGCAAUCAUAUCAGGGUUGCAGAGCAAUCCCGUAUACAGGUUGAGGAAAACGUGGGCGUUAUUACCAAAAGAAAAAGCAGAGUUAUUUGACGAAUUAGCCAGAAUUUUUAGUGAAGAUAACAAUCGGUGGGCUCAGCGAGAACUGCUCAUGCGGGAGGGUACGGCUAAGUUUGCAGAUACGGUCGGUGAGAACGAUCGACAGCUACAAAAGUUGUUACACGAGCGUGGCUCGCCUGGAGUUAGCCAUGGGACAAUUCCUUAUCUCGGUACUUUCUUAACAGAUCUUACCAUGAUAGAUACGGCGAUUCCAGACACGGUGGCGGAUGGUUUAAUAAACUUCGAUAAACGAAGGAAAGAGUUUGAGGUACUCGCUCAGAUUAAGUUACUGCAGGGUGCGGCAAACGCUUACCAUUUACCCUCAGACCCGAUGUUCGACAGAUGGUUCGACUCUGUCAUAGUAUUGGACGAUAGAGAAGCGUAUCAAUUAUCUUGUCAAUUAGAGCUGCCGACCAAUCCUCCAAAAGAAAGAAGACCAAAGAAGGUCGAUACAAACGGGCAGGGUCACAGAAAGAAUGAUUCUAUCGCGAGCACGAGUUCGAGUAACAGCUCGCAAUUCUAUUGUGAGACUGACGGCGUUGCCUUGGCGUGGAAGAGAGACAGCUUGGAGAGGCGGGUGUCUCCGACGAGACUGUCGCAUGGCUCAUCGUCGUCAUCGCUUCCAUCGCUGGACGUUUCUUUAUCAAGUGCGAAUAGCGGACAGAAGCAGGCGAAUGGGAAAAUGGGAGGUGCGAGUCCAGCUCAUGCUAACUCCCGAAACGGUCCGGAUUUCUACAUCAUACGAGUGACGUACGAAUCUGAUUGUGUGGAGACUGAAGGCGUGGUGCUGUAUAAGUCUAUAAUGCUAAGCAACAAUGAGAGGACGCCGCAGGUCAUCAGAAACGCCAUGCUCAAGCUUAAUCUCGACGGAGAUCCAGAUGGCUAUACGCUAUCGCAAGUUCUGCCUGAUAGAGAAAUGGUGCUCCCGUCUAAUGCAAACGUGUACUACGCGGUGAACACAGCGUAUAAUCUGAACUUCAUUCUCCGCCCACGUAAGCAGCAGGCAGAAACAGUGGUCAACGGUAAAGCACGGGGCAAGCGCACCUGACUAUAUACUCAGUGAAUUGUCUCCUUCGCACGUGAACGGCAACUUCUAAGAUAGAAAGAGACGGAGCAAAGAAGACACUUCACGCCAUUGAUCGAGUCUGAAAAACCGAAUUUGAAUGUAGAGUAGUACAGGGAAAGAUAGAUCAUUCCGAGCAUUACGACCACCGUUGUAAGACCAUGGACAUAAUUUUAUAUAAGUGUGGAUACUCCUAGACAAUUUGAAGUUCCUUCGGAUAUUUAUUUUGUGUCUAUAACACUUGUUCGUAAUGGUGCAUAACACACGUUGAAAUCAGCAAUUAGAUCCUGUGCUCACUGUGUCCCUUUUAAGUGAAUUUCCUUGGUGUGUGGUGUGUAUCUUGUGUAUAUUUUUGCUGUUAUUUUUGGCAAAAAAAACUGACUUUUCCUUUGCAGCUUCGUGCGCCAGUGUUGUGACCUUCACGACUUUAUUUGUAUAAAUGUAAUGUAAAUAUUAAGUUACCUAAUGCCACCUCUAGUAGAAAAACUAACAUCUGUAAAUGUGACUCAUUGUUUGUAUAUAGCGAAUUUGUUGUAAAUAAGAAUCUCAUUAUAAACAUUAGGUAGUGAAAUAAAAUGUAAUUUUAAUGCUGAGCCAAAGGCAAAUCUUUAUGUCUAAUAGCAAGGUGCUGUCCUUUUAAAAAAGUUUAGGAGCUUUAAAAUUUGAACACAUUUCAAAAUCCGAAUUUUUGAGGAUAAUACUUAAAACAUAGGGUAUUUAAUUACAUAGAGGAUAAAUGUGUAGGGAAAUCAUUUUAAAAGCAUACUGUAGAUUUGCUAGAAUCUGUUCUUUUUUUUGGAAAUGCGUCAUUUAUAUAUACGUAGAGUGUUAGUGACAUGAUGAGGGGGAUUCGGUGAUUCUGACCUAAUAUCAAGUGAAAUUUAGCGUCGCGAAAUUCAUGUUCUUUUUGUGUUUUGUAAAAAUAUUUCGUACUUUUGCGAUGAAGAGUCAUGGUGUGACCCCCUCAGUAUUCUUUACGAUGACACACACUUUGUUUUUCAGACGAGAGAAGUUUUGAAGGACAGAUUUCAGUUGUUUUAUAGCAUGUUUACACAAAAAUGUAGUUUGGAUGAAUGUUUAGUGUCAGUAAGUACUAUCUACGUGUAGUCGUCACAGUAACCAUAUAUUGGAUGUCGUUUACCCGUUACACACACGUAAAUAUUUAUGUACUACUUUUAUAAUUCAUAUGUACCUAGUAUCAAUGUAGUAGUGAAUGACUGACAUCUCUAAAGUAACGUUUUCUGCCAUUUUAAUGAUAUAUUAUUAUGUAAUGCAUGAAAAGCAAAAUAACUCAUUCCGUUACCUGUUUAUUAAUUUUAGGAAAGUAAUGGUACCCGAUUCCAGUACACACCAUCUAUGUUUAUUUUAAGGUAUAUACCUGUCAUUUUCUUCUCCGACGAAAAUCAAAGGGACAGAUAAUCGACAGGCAAAAAAUAAUGGGAUACACAUAAAUUAAAAAGAGAAAGCAGAAAUUUAAACAAACCUCCUAAAAUUUUAUAUUGGCCAAUAACUCGACAGAAUUACGUUGAUAGCACGUGUCAAACAGAUUGCAUAUCAGCGAGAUGCCUAUUUCAUUUAUUCAUUUUAAAAUUAACGGUUGUUAAUCAUUCGUCCCUUUCCUUUUCGCCGGAUAAGAAAAUGACGGGUAUAACUUAAAAUUAAGAGGUGUCUGCAGGAAUCGGGGCCGCUGUGCCUGAUUAUAAACGAGAAUGGGCAUAGAACACCCACCCAGUAUACAUACCUGCUUAUUUUAUAGUAUUUUGUUAUAAGUUGCUUUUAUUUAUAUACAUACUACUUAAUACUUUAUAUAUUUUGAAAAUAUAAAUGUAUAUUCGUUCGGUGUACAUGUAUAGUGUGAUUGGUACGAUAUUUAUGGAACGUUUUUGUAAAUAUUUGUACCUUCUACUUGGAGUUUUGUAGUUUUCCACCACAUAACAUCUUUAAAUGUGUAAUAAAAGUUAAUGAUAAUUUUUA